CUCUUCUUGUCCGAGAGCUACUUCCUCCUCAUCUGCUGGAGAUGGCGAGACAUCCCCCUGAGAGCCAUCUGGGGCUCCGGCGCAAUCAUACUCCUCGGCGGAGGACGAGGAGUUGCAGAAGCCAUGGUCUUUACCAGCAUCUCAGACGUGAUCCCCGAGUCAAAACGAGCAACAUGCUUCCAAUGGGUCGUCGCCGCCGUUUUCUCCGCUGCCCUCCUCGGCCCCUUAAUCGCCCGCCCUCUUACCGAAAUCUCCAUAUGGCGCCCUCUCUGCAUCUCGCUCGGCCUCGUUGCCCUCGGCGGCAUCAUACUUGUGACGCUCAUGCCGGAAACACUCCACAACCAUGACUCUCUCGCCCAAAUCGGAGAAGAUACUCCCAUCAUCCGCAGUAACCACCACUACGACAACGAUGACGACAGCAUCUAUGAAACACCAAUGGCAUCUACUAAAUCCACUUUCAAGGCCCUCUUCCGUCGUCCAGCCCUAUACCUCCUCCCCGGCGCCAUCCUCACCAUGCCAGCCGUCUCUACGCAACACGGCAUCCUCAUGCGCCUCAUGCCCAUCCAGUUCGACUGGCCCCUUUCCCGAGCCGCGCUGCUCCUCUCGCUAAACGCCGCCGUCAUUCUCCUCACGCUGCUCGUCAUCCUCCCUCUAGUAUCCUACGCUCUCUAUAAGAGAACUUCAGCUUCCGCCCUCCAGCGAGAUCGAAUCCUCGCCCGAGCCAGUGUCAUUCUCUUUGUUCUCGGCUCUUUUUUCCUCAUGAUGGUCAACGAGGCCAGCCUCAUCAUCAUCGGCGUUGUUCUCUCUGGCCUUGGAUCUGGCGUGCCGACUUUGUGUCGUACGCUGCUCGUGGCUCUCAUAGGCAAACACAAGACCGGCUCUGUCUUUGGAAUGAUUGCUGCUGGAGAGGUCCUGGGAAUACUAGCAUGCGAGCUGAUUAUUGGGCCGCUCUUUGACAUCGGCCUCGGGACAUGGCUUGGCCUGCCCUUUUGCCUUGGUCUCGUUAUCGCAGUUUUG
Molecule: messenger RNA, 1017 nt
Organism: Trichoderma atroviride IMI 206040
Lineage: Eukaryota; Fungi; Ascomycota; Sordariomycetes; Hypocreales; Hypocreaceae
Biological process (GO): transmembrane transport
Cellular component (GO): membrane
Molecular function (GO): transmembrane transporter activity
Source: RefSeq, a predicted model, not a curated record